This is a messenger RNA of Lineus longissimus, 1788 nucleotides long. RefSeq names its product beta-1,3-galactosyltransferase 6-like. The transcript is spliced from 2 exons. Gene Ontology annotation, biological process: glycosaminoglycan biosynthetic process. Bases 147 to 1205 code for a protein of 352 amino acids. Gene Ontology annotation, molecular function: UDP-galactosyltransferase activity. Lineage: Eukaryota; Metazoa; Nemertea; Pilidiophora; Heteronemertea; Lineidae. The record is from RefSeq and is a predicted model, not a curated record. Gene Ontology annotation, cellular component: Golgi membrane.
UAUCAAAAACAUGGCAGCCACCAUGUUUUCCAAAAAAAGCAAAAGUUUGCUCUAAAAAUGUAAAUAAAAGUGCUUUCUGUUGUGAAAGUCAAAACUAUUUUGUGGUGAAUAGACAAAGCACAUUUUAAAAUUUCGACUACCGUACGAUGGAGGGAAUAGUAAAGCCAAGUGUCCAGCGCCGUCUUAAUCGGCAUGCCACAAAGAUUCUGGUGGGCGGUAUCUUCCUCUGCCUGAUUGGGAUCCUGUUCAUAUCGAUCUGUAGCCAGCCAGCCAGUCCGGCCCAUUACAUGCACAAAGAUCAUGACGCAGCUCAUAAAAGAGAUGCGCGAUUCUUCAAAAAUCCGUUAGAGAAUGAUCGCGAUGUGUCAUUCCUGGUUAUCAUGAUCAUUACAGGGCCAGACAAUAAAGCCAGACGGGAAACUAUACGCCAGACGUGGUUGUCCUCAGUUCCGCACAAUAUCAAGUGUUUAUUUGUAGUCGGCACCAAACAUUUAACUCCUGAGAAAUUUGCAGAACUAAAUCAAGAAGAUCAUGAAUUCCAUGACAUGCUGCUGCUAAAAGAUACUCAGGACGCAUAUGAGAGACUGACGGCUAAAGUCGUGGAUGCUUUUACUUGGUUGGACAUGAAUGUAAACUGUAAAUUUGUGCUGAAAGUUGACGAUGACACGUUUGUGCGGGUCCAAGAUGUUUAUGAUGAGCUAAAAACUCGACACAAGGAGGACGGCGCACUCUAUUGGGGAUAUUUCACUGGCGAUGCCCGCGUCAAAAAGUCUGGUCCAUGGAAAGAACCGGAUUGGAAUCUAUGUGAUAGGUACCUUCCGUACGCCCGCGGGGGCGGUUAUGUCCUGUCAGCUGGGCUUGUACAUUUCAUCGUAGCUAACCAAAAAUAUUUUAAAAAAUACAAAAGUGAAGAUGUUUCAAUCGGGGCUUGGCUUGGCCCGUUGGAAAUCACGAAACUUCACGACCAGCGGUUUGAUACAGAGUACAAAACCAGAGGUUGUAGUAAUGACUUGUUACUCGCACAUAAACAAAGUAUUGAGGAUAUGAAAGAAAAACAUGAGAAUUUGUUAAAAAUAUCUAAAUUGUGUAAAAAGGAAGAGCACAUAUUUGAAUCUUACGUCUACGACUGGAAUGCCCUUCCAUCUAAAUGUUGCAAGAGGCAAGAUUCAAAAGUCAACUCAGAUAAACCGAAAGAGUUGAAAUGAAAUAUCAUAAUCAUUUUGCCGAUAUAACUUGUGCCAUGGACUGUGCCAUCAAAUUUCCUGUGAUUUUGUGAUAAAUCUUAUAAGAUCGGCACUCUUGUGGUGUGGUCAAAGUCAGAUGGCCAAUGCGUUGCCAUUGUUGUGUACAAAUUGAAAUAGUCAUGGUGGUCUUCCUGGGUGCACACAUACAACAUAGUUAGCUGUGUGCCAAAUCACAGGUCUCUGGUUUUAAAAAUCAUUCAGAAAACAAAAGACACCGGACAACAAAAAGCAACUGUGGUGCAAAAAUGACGAAAUAUUUGUCUUUCUAUGAAAUAGGUUUUUAAGACCUCUACAAUAUGAUGUCGCAGACAUAUGUAUACCUGCUCCUGAAAAAUCUGAAAAUUGUGCGUACAUAUAUGUACUAAAUGAACAGCCAUAAAGGAAAAAUGACUUGGGUCUCUAAUAUACUGUUUCUUGACAAUGUGUUUGUAUUAUUCCCUAAAAGAGGGCACUAGUGGACAAUGUGUUUACAUUUGUCCUUUUCCUGUGCUGUUGAUGUCUGUGUAUAUAGAAAUUUUUAUUUUGAAUAAAUUAGAUUGUUUAA